AUGGAGAUAAUGGAAGAUGGAAAUCUUUUGGAUCGGGUGCGGAUUUUACUCCAACGGGACAUGCAAUAUUACGAGGAGCAACAGACUGUACUGAGAGAGCCGCUUUGCGUUCGAGUGUCCGGCGGGCAGUUCGAUUUUCCGCGUCACGCGUCCUUCGCCGCCGUGAAGAUGGUCAUGUGGUGGGAAGCCGAGUUCGAGCUGGUCUUCGUAGAGUCGUCGGGCCUCAGUCCACCGAAAAAGGAUCAGCAGGACUCCGGAGAACUCGGCGACGACGAUCUCGAGCCCGUCGUGAAAAAAGUUCAACCCGAUGAAAUAAUCAGCCUCAUCAUCGAGACCGCCGAGCAACUUCUCGAGCAUCUGCACAAGCUCGUACAAGAGUCCUUGGAUCACGCCGAUCUGACCGUGCUUACGGCCACCCUCGGCGCGGCGGCCCUCAUCCGCAACACCAUCUGGCUCUAUCACAAGGCUGCCAAACCCCAAAUUUCCGAAGAAGUGAGCGAGCAGCUGUGGAAGCAGUACGAGAUUUUCAGCGAAAUGGUCGAAACGAUUGCCGACCGCCUGUUGGAUCUGCAUAAACGCCUCAUAAGCUUGUACAUCCUGAACGAGGCAGAGUCGCUCGGAUGGGACGACGAGGAGCCAUUUUUUGAGAAGAAAAGGUGUUCCUUCAUCUAUCAAAUGUGGUGGCUCUACAUGAAAGGUACUAAAACGGAUUUGUGGAAUACAGUCUCACCAAAAACUGCCCAACGCAUCUUUUCCGGUAUGCUGAACGAAUCGUUGACCAUCAUCGUCACGCGUUAUUUAGAUGCUAGGCCAAGUCUCGAACGCUCGAUGCAAUUCUGGGCCGACGGAUUGAACGUGCUGAGCUGCUCGGCCUAUCUGGCGCUGCACUGCUGCGUGUCCGGUGACGAAAUGAUCGGCGUCAAGCUCAAGCGACUGUCGAUUUUCGCAAGGGACAUACAGGCCAAGUGCGGACACUUGCUUGUUUGCUUUCUGCUGCGAGGCGCUCCGCUUCGAGUGCUCUUUCAGGUGUUUCGCAACGGCAUAGACGACUUGGCCAUUUGCAAUCCAAGAGGCGGAGGACCAGCCCCGUGGCUCUACGUAGCGGCCCCGCACAUCUUCGGUGGCUCGAGAUCGGACAUUUACAAAAAAAUCGACGACAAGCAGGCGGUCAUCGUCGAGCUUAAUGUGCUCAAAGCCCAACCCCAGCCCCAAUGGGGUCAAGUAAUCCAAGUAUUGGAUACGGCUGAAAGCGUAGUGGGUCGCUUGCUAAUGUCCAUUCUAAUUCGGCAAUGCAUUGGCUUCACCGAGAUCGAAACGAGCGAGCCGUUGAAAUUGCGGGAAACGAAGAAGCACGGCAAAGACGCCGACGAAAAGGAGCCCGAUACGUGCGGAGGUUUUCUAUGCCACGGCGGCACAUGCACGAGGGAGCUGCGUCUCACUGCUCCGAUGGGCCUCUACGCGCUCACUUACAUACUGAUAGAGGCUAAUUUCGAGCCGACCAAUGUUUUCAUACCAGCUGUUAAAGAGGAUCCUAACUGGUCCAAUUACGUUGACAAAUAUCAGGUGUGGAAUCAAUCGAGACCUCCUUGGCUCAAUGCACUCAUCGUUAAUAUAUUACCAGCAAUCAAACCUAUCACCACUGCUGUACUCGAUUCGUCAAAGACAGGCGCAAGCAUGUAUCAAAUGAUGUCGUCGGUACUGGAUCUUUUCGAAGAAAUUUUUGAAUGCAUCCCCAUUGGAAUUUUCCGAAUAGCCAUCGCCAUGGACGAGAACAUUCCAGCUCACUGUCGACCAAUCGGAAAUUCCGUGAUUCUCCAGAUACUGUGUGCAGCUUUGUACACGUCGCUUUUGGAAGAGAGUAAAAAAUAUCCAUUACAUCCUCCGAAUUAUGACUCCAAACAACCGCAAGAACAAUCUAAUGAUGCGAAACCAUUAGAUCCUCAAGAUCGUGGAGCGAUGGCUCUAGCCAUAGCCGAAGGUCUAUGCGCUAUCGACGAAGCAGACCGACACACUGCCCAAAUAAAAAGUUUUGUGGAAAAUGUGCGCAAAACAAUCAAGGAAAACGCCGAAAACGACCACUGGAGGGGUUCGGAAAAGACUCGGGCUUUCGGCAACAUCAGAGGCGAUUUGGUAUUGUGUUCGGACAUCGGAAAACGAGCAAUGAGAAUUGCGUACGAGUACUUGUUGCGCACGUCGGAUCAUUUAUUGAAAAUUCUCAAAGGCCAAAAGGUUUCGGACGCAAAAAUCUCGGCACUUCAUCCUGUCAAAGUUCCGCCGUUGACCCACACCAUGUUCCACAUCGGCGAUGAGUUUCCCUUCGAUCGAUUGCUUCACAAUUACGACUCGUUACCCUGGGAAUUGAUGUUCAAAAUACCUCUUGGGAUAGACACCGAUCGUGUAAGACAGGAAGUACUCUGCAGAACCGAAUUGAUUGUAGAAAAAUCUAAACUGCCGAAGCACGAGCGAGAAGCUGCUAGUUAUCUCAAACAAAUUUGCACUCCUGAAAAGAGAACAAUUUUUGAUACCGAUCUGGAAUAG
This is a messenger RNA of Trichogramma pretiosum, 2538 nucleotides long. RefSeq lists its product as uncharacterized. The coding region runs from base 1 to 2538 and encodes 845 amino acids. The transcript is spliced from 13 exons. The record is from RefSeq and is a predicted model, not a curated record. Lineage: Eukaryota; Metazoa; Arthropoda; Insecta; Hymenoptera; Trichogrammatidae.